UGAGUGGCGUUGCUUUCCCAAGCCUUCGUUUCGGAAAUGAUCCUAUCUCUCGUCUCUUUCUCUCCUCUCGAAAUUGGAUACACACACUUCGCAGAAUAAUUGCCAAUAAUUGCUGAUCGUGUAAGCUAUAUCGCAACAGGGAUACGCGUCAGAGACGAGAGCGGUUUGUGGUUAGACAACGCGCGGCUCAACCGGGUCCCGGCUGAUUUCUGCGAGAUCCUCCCCGAAAUCCCGCGCAAAUAAUCCUCGCACUUUCGAGAAUCGAGUCGUCGUCGCCAGAGCAUGCUCCGAAAAUACGACGAAAAUGGACGUAACGCGCACGUGAGACAUUUUUAGAUGACUCUUCGCGAUAGGGACCCUGAAAAAGGGAGCAUCUCUUGAAUCGCGUCGAUCUUUCUCAGUGAAAAGACGAAUCGUGAAUUGCUGCGAAAAUGUCUGUGACCUUCGCGCAACGCGGCAGGCCACCUCCGAAUCCUGCUCAAAUACAGAAGAUGCUCGAUGAAAACAGCCAACUUAUACAAAUGAUUCAAGAGUAUCAAAAUAAGGGCAAGGCACAGGAAUGUGUACAAUAUCAACAAAUGUUACACCGCAACUUAGUAUAUUUAGCAUCUAUUGCAGAUGUGAAUCAGAAUCUUCAAACUCUAUUACCUCUACCUCAAGGUAUUGCCAAUGGUCCUCAGCAUAGUAUGAUGAAUCCGCAAGGGCUUCCAAGCCCAGGUCCAGGUGCUUCACCCGGUCCUGGAGGAGAAAUGACUCCAAAUACACAGCCAACUAUGCCAAUGUCGAGUUUUAAUCAAGGACAACCAAUGACACAAGGUUAUCGUGGACCUGUAAUGCCUGGUCAAGGACCUACUAUAAAUAGACCUCCAAAUACACCAGGUCCACAACAAUAUAGAGGUCCACAAGGUUAUCCUCAACAGCCUUCUCCACAAGGUUAUCCUGCUCAAUACGGCAGUCAGAAUCCUGGCUCUAAUUACCAAGGACCACAAGGAUCGGCAUAUACUCCCGGUCAACCAAAUCAGUAUGGUCCACCAAACGCUUCUCAACAACAAGGAUAUAAUGCAGCGACGCAGCCAAAUUAUGGUCCUCCGACUACAGUGAACAGUUACGGUCCACAACCAGGCGGUUAUCCACCGCCGUCGACUCAACCACCUUCCGGAUACGGACCACCGCCGCCGAAUCAGCAAGGCUAUCCUCCAUCUAACGCUUCGCAGCAAAAUUUUUCAUCAGGUAGUCAACAACAACAACAACCAGGACAAUAUGGCAGUCCUAGUCCACAACCAAAUUAUCAACAGCCUCCGUCCCAAGCGCCACCUCAAAACGCAUACGCCGCUGGACAACCCGGAAAUUAUCCCCCUCCAUCCUCACAGGCAUACGCGAAUAAUGUCCCGCCACAAAAUUACCCACCGCCUCCGACAACCAGCGCGACUCAACCCCCGCAACCUGGAUCUCAGCAAAACGCGGGUCCACAGCCCAACUACGUUAGCCAACCGAGCCCAGGUCCUGGCGCAACGCAGUACGGUCCCGUUUCUACAUCACCGCCAUUUAGUACUUCCUCCGCAAGCGGCGGUAAUACUUAUGCCCAGAGCAGUCAGCCGACAAGUACGCCGUCUGCUUCGACGCAGACGUAUCCACCAAGUAGUGGUCCGCCACCGACAUCACAGGGUGGAAACUAUGCACCCCCUGUUCCACCGUCCCCUGCAGGAUAUCCUGUUCAUCAAUCACCUCAUCCGACGUCGCACCCCCCGCACCCACCACCACCGCAUCAAUCACCUCAUCAGCCACCGCACACUCCACAUCAACCACCACAUCAGCCAUCGCAUCAAUCAUCCCAUCAACCACCCUCUCAUCAAUCGCCACAUCAGCCACCACAACAAUCUCAGCAACAGUCGCAAACAGCUCCGCAGACACAACAGCAACCGUCUCAGAGUCCAGCCCCGAGUGGAUUUCAAUCACCGUCCGGUCCACCACAAGGUCCAGCCCCACCACCAGGCCCUCAACAGCAGCCUGCUUAUGGGCCUACUACUACGCAAACAUACGUCCCACCAACACCAGGAGGGCAACCACAGAUUUAUAGCCCACAUCCACCGCAAGGGGCACAACACUAUGGACAUCCACAAUAUCCUCCUCAAAGUUACCCUCCACCGCCAGCAGGUCAAGGGUAUCCACAGUAUCCUCCAAGACCACCUGGUGGACACAUGCCUCCUCCACCAGGACCGCAGGGGCCACCGCCACCUAAUCAGUAUGGAGGUUACGGUUAUCAACCACCCACACAAUAAAAUGCAUUAAUUCUUAAAUUCACAUAGAUUUUAGAUUAAUGUGAAUAUUGAGAAUAUUUUUAUUUGCGUUUUUGUUUACACUUUAUUGUGUACGUUAUAAUGUACUUUAUUAAUGUAAAUUUACAAUAUAUUAAUAUAGAUAUAUUGUGGAUAUCCAUAUUAACAUGAAUGCAAAGGAUUCCACAAGUGAUGAGAUUAGAAAGAAUUAUAUGAAGAACUUUAUGAUUCACAGUCUUUAAUAAUAUAUUGCAUCUAACAUAAUAAAAAAUACUUAGAACA
This is a messenger RNA of Nylanderia fulva, 2558 nucleotides long. RefSeq lists its product as uncharacterized. NCBI's taxonomy places the organism in Eukaryota, Metazoa, Arthropoda, Insecta, Hymenoptera, Formicidae. The record is from RefSeq and is a predicted model, not a curated record.